Molecule: messenger RNA, 1868 nt
Organism: Ricinus communis (castor bean)
Lineage: Eukaryota; Viridiplantae; Streptophyta; Magnoliopsida; Malpighiales; Euphorbiaceae
Exons: 6
Coding region: 287-1621 (444 amino acids)
Source: RefSeq, a predicted model, not a curated record
AGUGAGCCUCCUAAAGUUGAGAAGCAACUCGGAAGCAGUAGCAACUGGGCUACCCAUUUCGCGAAGCAGCAGGGCGUGUGUCAAUUUAAUUUAAUUCAUAUGGUACACAGAUCCCUGACAUUGCUUCUCUCUGCUUACUGCAGACUGAACCCAAUUGCCCAAUUCCAUAGACAACUGCAGGUUCAACGCUUUUGGUUGUAAAUCUGUCAGAUCACAACAUCAUCGUCGUCAUCUUCUUCUUCUUCGUCUACUGCUUACUGAUACCUUGUAAAGAAUUCAUUGAAAAAUGGCUUAUAGGAGGAGACAGCAACAGCUGACGAUAAAUACUGCUUCCUUUGGCGAGGAAGAUGAGGAUGAUAGGACAAAUUCUGACUCGUCUUCUACUUCUCUUGCUGCCAAAGCCAUUAGAGCAUCUUCUGCUGCUCAUAGGGACUCUUCUCUCUCCUCUGCUUAUGGCUUUAACCAACGCUCUCCUUCUUCUUAUUUUACUGCUUCUGCUACUGUCACUUCUUCUUCUUCUUCUUCUUCUUCUUCUUCAUCUUCUUCCAAGGAUUCGAAGCCACAUGUGUAUACAUCGAUGAAGAAUCUAAAUGAAUCAUCGAAACAAGGGUUUUGGGGUACUCUUGCUAGAAAAGCUAAAUCCAUUCUUGAUGAUGAUGAUAAUGAUCCUCCUAAACAAUUGGAUUCACUUGCGACUGGGAGACCCACCCACCAUGUGCCUUACACUUCAACUAAACCCAAGUACCAAAGUCCAUACCCUUCUCAUGACAGCUAUCGCAAAACCGACAGUCCUAAGUUGCAGAAGGGACUCAAUGCGAUCUCAUCUUCCCUAAAUUAUAUUGGUAAUGCUGUUGAGGAGGGUCUUACCAUUGUGGAGAGUCGGACUGCAGACAUUAUUCAAGAAACACGUAGGCAUAUCAAGAAAAAACCUAGUACUGAUGCUGCACAAAAUCAGGCAACUAAUCAUGGCAGGACAUUGCAACAACCUCAAUUACAGACCCAUGUGCAACCUCAGAUACAAACUGAUCAAGAACUUCAACUAAAAGCAUCUCGCGACGUUGCAAUGGCUAUGGCUGCCAAGGCUAAGCUUCUUCUAAGAGAGUUGAAAACUGUUAAAGCAGAUUUGGCUUUUGCUAAGGAGCGAUGCGCUCAGCUGGAGGAGGAAAAUAAAAUCCUUAGAGAGCAUCGUGAAAGAGGGGACAACCCAGAAGAUGAUGAUUUGAUACGGCUUCAACUUGAAACACUAUUAUCAGAGAAGGCUCGGUUGGCGCAUGAGAACUCGGUUUAUGCACGUGAGAAUCGCUUCCUAAGGGAGGUUGUCGAAUACCACCAACUCACCAUGCAGGAUGUUGUAUACUUAGAUGAGAGCACUGAGGAAGUCACUGAAGUUUAUCCCAUCAAGGUUGUGUCGGAUACUUCCUCUUUCUCCAAUACUUCGCUGCCCCCUUCACUGUCACCUGAGGCUUCCCGUGGUUCAAGUCUGCGACCAACUCGGGACAUCUAUCCUCGCCCUGUGCCACCGCCAGGACUUUUGGAGGUUCCUAAAAGUGCAACCCCCUUGAAUUUAAAUACUGCUAAUGCUGCAGUGGAUACAAAAAAUUACUCGAGCUCUUCCGUUUGAACAGCAUUGCUUCUUCUUAUGCUUGAAAUUGUAACUGUAUGUUAUCGAUCUGUCAAUUCAUUUUUCAGUCAUUGCUGGCUGAUACUAGUGUAUAUUUCCUAUCAUGUACUUUCAUGCUUCUUGUCAUGUUAAAACAAUAGUUGUCUUUAAUUCUUUUUCAGAUUUCUGAAAUGUAUUUUGAAUUUUUCGGAGUCCUGACAUAUUGCAAUUUUUGACAACACAAUCCAAAUCAUUAUUCGAGCUGAAA